This is a messenger RNA of Austrofundulus limnaeus, 3645 nucleotides long. RefSeq names its product nuclear receptor coactivator 1. Gene Ontology annotation, molecular function: nuclear receptor binding. The record is from RefSeq and is a predicted model, not a curated record. Gene Ontology annotation, biological process: positive regulation of transcription by RNA polymerase II; cellular response to hormone stimulus. Lineage: Eukaryota; Metazoa; Chordata; Actinopteri; Cyprinodontiformes; Rivulidae. Gene Ontology annotation, cellular component: nucleus.
GUCUAACCAAGAUGGAUGUGGGAGAUUCCCAGUUCCAGUCUCUGGCUCUGUCUGACACCUUGUCUUUUGAUGGACUUGGACCUCCUUUACAGACUUCCUUAGCAUCGCCACAAGAGCAGUGUGUGCCAUGUACACUGGAUGAAGAGCUCGGACCCCCGACCACACCCGAAGGCAGAAACGAUGAGAAGGCUCUUAUAGAGCAGCUCGUCUCGUUCCUCAGCGGGACCGAUGAGAGCGAGCUGAUCAAACUGGACAAGGCUCUGGGUAUCGACAAACUGGUGCAGGGCGGCUGCUUCGACCCGUUCCCUCCUAGUUUCYUGCCCCAGCAGCCGACUGCCACGCCGGUGUCCAUGGACCCCAAACCCCCCGCCUUCACCUCCCAGUUUACAGCAGCCUCACAGCCGACGUUUGCUCCAGAGCUGGCCGCCGUGGGGCAACAGGGUCUGGGGUUUGGAGCCCCCCACGGGGCAAUCCCAGGCGGGGCGGGGGGCAUCGGUUUGAGGCCGGGCCUGGUCAGACCGCAGGGGGUGGGCCCCCAGGUCAGGCUGCCCUCCAACCARCUGCGCCUGCAGCUGCAGCAGAGGCUUCAAGGCCCGCAGCAGAACCGGCUUGCAGCCAUGAGUCCGUUUCCAGGAGGAGCCCAACAAAUCAACAACGGGAUUCGUCCGGCGGUUCAACAACCCCAGAUGCCCUCGCAGCAGCCUCCGCUCAACGCUCAGAUGCUGGCCCAGCGUCAGAGGGAGCUCUACAGCAUCCAGCACCGCCAGCGCCAGCUGUUCCAGCAGAAGGUCAUGCUCAUAAGACAGAGCAUGGCAGGCGCCCCGCCGGGGGCCGCGGGACCCACCGGCACCGCCAGGGUCCCGAAGGUGUCCCCCACCAUGUCUCAACAGAAGUUCAACUUCCCGCCCGGUUACAACCCGAUGGCGGGAAACACCCCUACCUCACCGAGUCACUUCAGCCCCUUGUCGGGGGGCCCUCUGGACAGCAAGCUGCCCGUCAGAGUCCCCCUGAACAACCAGACGCUGAUGGGUGGCUUGCAGGGCCAGUUCGACAGCAACGCAAACUCCUCAUUACAGCAGGGCCUCUUCCAGCAGUUUGGAGGUUCUGCUGUGGUCCAACAAGACCCACCGUUUCCUCCUGAGAUGAGCCCCACCAGCCCAUUGUUAUCACCUCAGAACUCCACCCCCCAGAGUCCUCUGCUUCAGCAGACCCCGCCUACUGGCUACCAGUCACCAGACAUGAAGAGCUGGCAACAAGCAGGCAUGGGCAGCCUGUUCAGUCAGUCGGGACAGAGCGCAGGGCAGCCAUUCGGCCAGCAGGGGGUGUACAACAACAUGAGCAUCACCGUCUCCAUGGCCGGAGGCUCCGGGGCCGUCAGCUCGCUACCUCCCCUGGGACAGGCGGUCGGCAUGAGCAACAGUAACCUCAGCAACGCCGGCUCCGUGUGCAGCGACCAGCAGGUGCAGCAGGUUCAGGUGUUUGCAGACGUCCAGUGCACAGUGAACCUCGUCGGCAGUGACUCCUACCUGAAUCAGGGCUCCAUGGGGGCCACGGCCCCCCCGAAGGGCCCCGGACCACAGGGCUCCCAGAACAACCAGGCCCAGCAGAAGAGCCUCCUCCAGCAGCUCCUCACCGAGUGACCUCCCCCCACCCCCUCUCACCUCAACGCCUCUUCCUGGGGAGGUGGGCUCACCAGACCCGUUGCUGUCUCUGCCUCAGCUUUCGGACGGAUGGACGGACGGCCACAGAUUAAAGUCACGGAGAGGUGCGGCUGUCAGCGGAGUCCUGCAGCCUAACCACCUGUUUACCGGAGACGGAGGGGGUGCGGAGUUUGGUGGUCCGGUUGUGUUUACGGCCCGGUACUUACAGAGCGUCAGAAGGAGCAGCAGCGUGUUGAAACCUGCCUGUCUGAUCUGUCUGACAACCUGUCUGUCUGCCUCAGCCUAUUAAAGGCAGAGUUGUCUUGCUGCUCAUUUCUCGGUGACCUACUUCCUGCUUCCUGACCCAAGAAAACAACCGCAACAUCAUUGUAGAUUUGCCAAGUUGUCGUCACCGUCGAAUCAGGGCCGUUCUCUUUUUGUUUUUUAUUUUUAUUUUUAAUGUUUUCUUUCUGAUGAGACGGUUGUCGUCACGCCGUCGCAGCAGCAGUAUCUUUGGAGUCGUGCGGGAGAUCCACAGCACCUCCGGCUUUUUGUGUUUGUUUUUUUAUUUGUUUGGAUUGAUUGUUUGUUGUCUAACUGUCUCUCAGCGAUGUGGGAAUGUUUAAGGUUUCAGACCUCUGCGGCGGCGUGGGACAGAAGCUCAGGAUCAGCUGGUUCUGUGACUGUUUCUGUCGGCUGCGCUGCCUGGUGGAAGUGUGAGUUUUUCCCCUCCAAGCUCUGCUUCUUCUUCUUCUUCUUCUUCGACGUAUUUUUCUAUUCUGGUUUUAUUCUCAUGUUUCGGUUUGGAUUGUUUAAAAUCUUCUGCUCUCAUCAUCAUCAUCAUCAUCACGACCUUCAGAACAAGCUUUGACAACAACCAGGAUGGAUGGAUGGAUGGGAGACACAGAGGAUGCUGCUCAUUUUGGAACUUGGAUGUGUUUCUCCGUUCGGAGAGGAGGUUUUUAUUUCUUGUUUUUGUCUUUUUGUCAAAGUAUGAAAGAGACUGUUAUAAAUAUUUAACUGUUUGUCCGUCACAUUUUACCCUCACCUCAGCAGCUGUGAAUACGGAGCCUGACGGGCUCCCUCUUUCUUCUUCUCCGUGUAUCUUCACACUUUCUCUCAGCCUAUCAGUGUUGUUUGCCACGUGCACAAUGCAGGCAGGUAGUAUUGUACAGAACAGAAGGACAAAGACUUGGGAACGAGAACUCUUCUCUUGUAACUGCUUUCCUUUAAAAAAAAAAACAAAAACAAAAAAAACGUGUAAUUAAUUGAUAACUAAGAACGGCAAAUAUGUAUAAUGUGAUUGGAUCCUCUCUUUUCUCUUUUUAAAACCAGUUUUAAUAAUGUCCACUCGUGGUUUUUGAAAUUAUUUUUUGGCAUAUUGUAACACAGCUACAUGUUGCAGUGGAGGAGGAUGUUAUUCCAGCUUCUAAAAUGUGAAAUUUUAAGCAAUUUGAUUUAAAAAAAAAAAAGUAAAAAAAAAAAAAAUUAGCUAGAUGUUGCUCCCUGUUGGCAUCCCGUUAAGCUCAGUUUUGAUUUCUCAUGGUAAUCAGGGAGCCAGUUAGCCUUAAUUAUUCUUUUGUUUUUGCUUUUUAAUGUUUUUUUAUUUACUGCUUGAGUUGUUUUCAGACAGUAAAUGAGGUUGUAUAAAAAUUGGUCGAGCUGUUGCUGCGACUCGACAGCUUGCAGCAAACAGACUUUUUGGCUUAUUGUUCCUAUAUAAUGACGUUUAAAUAGAGGCUUUAGUGUUAGAACUUCCUAACAAACGAUUGAUUGAUUGAUUGAAUAAUUUGAAGCUGUUGUAAAUUCAAAUCAAGUUGGGAAGGAUUGCAAAACAAAAACACUUUCCUUUUUUUAUUUUUCUUAAUUGAUGUUCCCAUUGAUGAUGAGAUUUUUAGGAUCCCCCUCCGGUUUCCCCCGAUGAAUACUUCACUCCACCGGCUGCUCAGAUGUACAGUUUUCUGUUAACUACUGUUGACCAGUCAUACACUGUCUCUCCAAGUGA